AUGGCAAGAUUUAAUAAUGAAGAAAUUUUAAACUCGGUAGGAUUACCAAGUCAAUUAUUACAACAAAUCAAAAACAAGGAAAACAAGGGUGAUUAUGACGAUGAUGACAGUGAAGAUAGAUUUACUAAAUUUGAAAAAAUCAGAGGAACAAAACGGAAAUCAAAACCAAUAAGUCGAAAAGAUAAAAGAAAACAAGAAAGAGAAUUAAAGAAACAAAAGAGAGUAAAGAAAGAUACACAUCCUCAAAAGAUUCAGCCAAAGAAACAAAAUGAAAAUAAACAGGAUCCACUUGCGUUGUUAGCAACCAAAAAGAACAAAAGCAAAUCCAGAAAGAUAGAAGAAGAUAAUCCUUUGGAGGCAUUACGAAAAUUAAAAGAAACUAAAAAUAAUAACAAUAAGACCCCAAAAGCAAAAAGUGAUAUUAAAAUUGUCAAAGAAGAUGAAUUAUUGGACGAUGAAGUAUCUGAUUUGGGUUACAGUGAAGAUGACUUCAGUAGCGAAAAUGAAACAGAUUUCGAGGACGUUGAAAACAUUAACAUGGACCCAAUGGAAGCAUUGCGUGCUUUAAAGCAGAAGAAAAAUGGAUCAAACAAAGCAUCUUCAGAUAUUAGAAUAGUAAAAGAAGAUGACUUGGAUGACGAUGAUAUAUCAGAUUUUGAAGAGGCAGAAGACGAGUUACAAGAAGACAACGAUCCCAUGGAGGCUUUGCGUUUAUUGAAGAGUAAAAAGAACAAAUCAGCUAAGACCUCUGAAAUAAGAAUUGUAAAGGAGGACGAGUUAGAACAAGAAAAUGAUGAUGAGGUUUCCGAUUUGGUUAGUGAUGAAAAUUUCGAUGAUCAAGAGGAAGAAGAAGACUUUGGAGGUUUUGAAGAUGCAAGUGAAGGUGAAUCGGAUUUUGGUUUUUCAGAAGAUGAUGAAGAAGAAGAAGACCCAUUAGCAAAAUUAAAGGCUAUAAAAGAGGCCAAAAGAAAUGGGAAAUCUGAGAAAACUAAGCAGAAACAAGAAAAAGAAGUAUAUCCGAUUGAUCCUCAUUUGCAAGAGCAAUUCCGUAAAGAUGAUGAAGACAUUGAGUAUUAUGCAAAAAAAUUGGGUCUCAAAAAUGGGAAAAAGUCCAAACUUUCUAAAACUGACGAUGAUGAUAUUAUCGGAGGACUUUUGGAUGGCCUAGACCUAGAUUUUGAGUCUGCAAUGGAAAACAUAGAUGAUACAACAGAUGAUCAUAUUUCUGAAGAGGAUGAAGAGUAUUCUAGUGAUUAUUUGGACAACUCGAAAAAAGUGAAGGAAAACCCAUAUGUGGCACCUGGACUGGAAGAAACCAAAUCUUCCGAGGAGCUGGAAAUAACACCACAAAGAUAUAUUCCACCGGCAUUGAGGAAAAAAAUGGCAUUAGAAGCAGGCGAAGGUGUUUCAGAAGAAACUCUUAAAUUAAGGAAAUCAAUCAAAGGUCCUCUCAAUAAGUUGUCCGAAGCUAACAUUAGUUCCAUUGUCAGUGAAAUAAAUGCGUUAUAUUUGUCUCAUCCUAGACAGGUAUUGAAUGAAGAAAUUACAAAUAUUAUUCUUAGCAGUAUUGUGCAACAGGGAAGACUUUUAGAUACAUUUGUUUAUCUUCAUGCAACUGUUGUUGUGGCACUUUAUAGGUUACAAGGAGUUGAAUUUGGAGCACAUUUUAUUCAAACUAUUGUGGAGAAAUUUGAGACUUAUCAAACCGAUUCUUCAAAAACAAAAGAAGCAUCGAAUAUAAUUUCAUUGUUGUCCUCGGUAUAUUUAUUUCAAUUAGUGUCGUCUAAAUUAUUGUAUGAUUUGAUCAAAGAAUUGAUUAAUAAUCUUGACGAAAACAACGCUGAUUUAUUAUUGAGGUUGAUUCGUAAUUCUGGGAAUCAAAUGCGUUCUGACGAUCCAUCAGCCUUGAAAGAAAUCGUUUUGUUAAUAAAUGGAAAAGUCUCAACCUUACCGAAGGAUUCCAUUAACACAAGAACUCAAUUUUUAAUUGAAACAAUCUCGUCGUUGAAAAAUAAUAAAUUGAAAAUAGUAAAUGAAGCAAAUCAUCAGUUAUCUGUUAAAUUGAAAAAGUUUUUGGGUGGAAUCAAUGAAAAUAAAUCAGGUGACCCAAUCCAAGUUUCAUUGCAAGAUAUCCAAAAUGUGGUCACUAGAGGUAAAUGGUGGUUAGUUGGAUCAGCAUGGAAAGGUCAUGAGACAGAUAAACCCAAAGAUGAUGUAGAUAUUGUGGCCAUGAGUGAUAUCUUGGAUAAUGCCGAACCCAAUUGGAUGGAGUUGGCCAAAGCGCAAAGAAUGAACACUGAUAUACGUCGUGCAAUAUUUGUUUCCAUUAUGUCAGCCAACGAUUACAUUGAUGCUGUCACAAAGUUAGAUAAAUUAGCAUUAAAAAGAAAUCAAGAGAGAGAAAUACCCAAAGUGUUAAUUCAUUGUGCUACCAUGGAACCAUCUUGGAAUCCUUAUUAUGGUGUUUUGGGUAACAAGCUAUGUGAUUCGCACUCCUUCAGGAAAACUUUCCAAUUUAUGUUGUGGGAUUUGAUCAAAGAAUUGGAUGGAGGAAGUGCCGAUGACGAAGAAGAGGAAGAUAAUUUCAUUGGGUUUGAUUCAUUUGAUGAGGAAAAUAAAAUGAAAAGAAUAUUGAACUUGGGAAGAUUCUACGCGUUUCUUUUGGCAGAAGGUUCUAUGCCGUUGCACAAUCUCCGGACAGUAAAUUUCUUAACAGCUUCAAGUGAUACCGUACUAUUUUUAGAAGUGUUGUUGGUCAGCUUCUUCGACCAAGUUGGUAAAAAAUCUCGGAAAAAUUCAGUUGGAGGUGGUUUGCAAAGCAAAGCUCAAGGAAUGUACGAGCAAAAAUAUGAUGAUAGAUUAUUAGUUGAGCGUGUUUUGAAAGCUAAAGAUCAAACUACUAUGUUAAGAGGUCUACAAUAUUUUGUACAGCAAAAAGUUAAAACAAGUGAAGUUGUCUCUGGAAAGAAACAAUUGAAAAGAGUAGAAUGGGGGGUAGAUGCCUUGUUUGAUAUAAUUGACGAAUUUUUAAAAAAUUCGGAAGACUGA
Molecule: messenger RNA, 3048 nt
Organism: Candida dubliniensis CD36
Lineage: Eukaryota; Fungi; Ascomycota; Pichiomycetes; Serinales; Debaryomycetaceae
Gene: SGD1
Product: Sgd1p
Exons: 1
Coding region: 1-3048 (1015 amino acids)
Biological process (GO): ribosomal small subunit biogenesis
Cellular component (GO): nucleolus
Molecular function (GO): RNA binding; protein binding
Source: RefSeq, a predicted model, not a curated record